AUGUCCGCAGCUGCGGUAGCCAAGGUGCAAGAAGUCCGGGAGAUUUCCCGAGUAGAACGUAUCGGGGCCCAUUCUCACAUACGUGGACUUGGGUUGGACGACAACAGGGAACCAAGAAAUGUUUCACAAGGACUGGUUGGCCAGUUGAAAGCUCGCAAGGCCAUGGGCGUCGUGUUAGACAUGAUAAAAGAAGAAAAGAUUGCUGGAAGGUCUGUUCUACUCGCCGGCGAACCUGGCACAGGAAAGACUGCUAUUGCCAUGGCAUUGGCACAAGCUUUGGGUUCUGAUACACCGUUUACUUGCAUGUCUGGUUCAGAGAUUUAUAGUUUAGAAAUGAGUAAAACCGAAGCACUAACACAAGCCAUCCGUAAAUCAAUCGGUGUCCGCAUCAAGGAGGAAAGUGAAAUUAUUGAAGGUGAAGUAGUAGAGUUCCAAAUAGAACGCCCAGUCACAGGAACCGGGUCUAAAGUAGGAAAGUUAACUAUGAGAACUACAGACAUGGAAACUGUUUAUGAUCUUGGAAACAAAAUGAUUGAGGCUUUGUUAAAAGAAAAAGUUUUGGCUGGAGAUGUAGUUACCAUCGAUGUUGCUAGUGGCAAAGUUAACAAAAUUGGACGGUCAUUUACCAGAUCAAGAGAUUACGAUGCAUCUGGCCCACAAACUAGAUUUGUGCAGUGUCCUGAAGGCGAACUUCAAAAACGCAAAGAAGUUGUACAUACAGUUACGUUACAUGAAAUUGAUGUGAUUAAUUCCAGGACACACGGUUUCCUUGCUCUGUUUUCAGGUGACACAGGUGAAAUUAAGUCAGAAGUUAGAGACCAAAUUAACUGUAAAGUUAGUGAAUGGCGUGAAGAGGGAAAAGCUGAAUUAUUAGCAGGGGUACUAUUCAUUGAUGAAGUGCACAUGUUGGAUAUAGAAUGUUUUUCAUUCCUGAACAGAGCAUUAGAAAAUGAAAUUGCUCCAAUUGUAAUAACAGCCACCAACCGUGGAGUGACAAACAUCCGAGGCACAAACUAUAAAUCACCCCAUGGUGUACCACUUGAUUUGCUUGACCGCAUGGUCAUCAUUAUGACACAACCCUAUUCUGAGAAUGAAUUAGAACAAAUCUUAAAAAUUAGGGCCGAAGAAGAAGAUUGUGAAAUAUCCAAAGAUGCCUUGUCCAUUUUAGCCAAGAUAAGUAAAUCAACUUCGCUGCGUUACGGCAUUCAAUUGAUAACAACUGCCCACUUAGUAUGCCGAAAACGUAAAGCGACUGAAGUGACCGUAGAUGAUGUAAAAAAAGUGUACAGACUGUUUUUGGAUGAAGAACGUUCGACUCAGCUUAUGAAAGAAUAUCAAAAAGAAUACAUGUUUGAUCAUUAUGCAAUGACAGAUGCUGAAAAUGAAGAGGAUAAACAAGAUGACUCAAUGGAAGUCCAAAAUGACAGCACAUUGUCUACAUAA
Messenger RNA from Macrosiphum euphorbiae (potato aphid), 1443 nucleotides. The record is from the annotation of a GenBank genome assembly. Lineage: Eukaryota; Metazoa; Arthropoda; Insecta; Hemiptera; Aphididae.